Cimex lectularius (bed bug) is the source of this 1197-nucleotide messenger RNA. RefSeq lists its product as uncharacterized. NCBI's taxonomy places the organism in Eukaryota, Metazoa, Arthropoda, Insecta, Hemiptera, Cimicidae. The coding region runs from base 318 to 1181 and encodes 287 amino acids. The record is from RefSeq and is a predicted model, not a curated record. The transcript is spliced from 5 exons.
AUAUGAUUAAUGUUGUAUUGAUCUUUUGUUAUAUGGGUAUAUUACUUACAAAACAGCCUGAGAAAGAAAGAUAAAAAUGUACUUUUUGCUUACUUAGGUCAGUAACCUAUAAUAGUCUUAGGUUUGUAAAUAUAUGGAGUGUGCAAGUUAAAAAAUAUCGUGAAUUAAGCACAGUGCACAGCUAUUUGGGGCAGUGUCUGUUUUAACAAGAAGGGGUGGCUGGGGGUUGUGACCGUACCUGCAGGAAACCUGGCACGGCGCGUGUCAACCCAUGUGGAUCAGACUUCAGUCGGCCUGAAGACCUUCAGCGGUUCAGAAUGGAGUGCCGGCGCUGCCUGGAACCGCGAACCAUUCUUCUUCACAUCACCAUCGCGGUGACCAUAGCGGCAACCGGCCUCCUCUGUGCUGCGAUCAUGACCGACCAUUGGGAUGAAGUGACAUGGGACAAACAUCGCGUUUCCAGUCUCGCCAGUUCGAAUUUCUCAGAUUACGAGGUGAGCAUGUCAUGGUACAUGAACGACAAGGUUUCAAGAAUAGCCUUGUUGGAGCCCCUUCAACGUAGCAAACGAUUUCAAGAGGUGGUGACCCUUUUCCUCGUGCCCGUUCACGGAGGUAUCUGGACGCUAUGCUUAGCCCUCGAAGAUGAAGAGAAAAUGAAUCUCCAAAAUAUUGGUUUUCCUAGGACACAAUGUGUCAAUUACUUAACACCUGAAAAUGAAAGGAUGGAUUGGAGAGAAGAUAGAACAGAUUGGCAGCACAGGAUGCAGAAUUUGUCCAUGUCUUGUUCUAUGGUUUGCCUUAUAAUUCUUGGCGCUUCAGCACUUGUUGGAGCAUUUGGAAUUGCUAAACAUCAGAUUUCAGCAGUUUUAGUAACUGGAGUUAUGUAUCUCCUUGCAGGUACCUUCGCUCUCUUCACACUUAUGAUAAUCCACUACAAAAGAAAAUCAAUCAUUUCUCCAAUUGAUUGUACAUCAGGGGGUAGAGAUGGUGCCAUUGGCAUUGGACCGGCCAAACUGACAUCAAAACUUAUUUUGCACUACCUCCCCGGAAGGAGUUACAUUAGUGGUUGGAGUCUAGAUCUUGGGUGGGCAGCACUUGGUAUGUGCAUUCUGACGGCUUCGCUCUGGAUUCUUUUAGCUAGAGUCAUGAGGUUUACUCCAUUCACAUCACUUAUCACAUAAACACAUAAACACAUAA